AUGGCGUCGUGUUUGAGUUCAGGGAAGAAAGCAAAGCGUGAGAGCACAAUGGGGCCUAAUUGGCUUGAACUUCCAAAAGAGCUAACUACAAACAUACUUCAAAGGCUAGGUGUUGCUGAAAUUGUGACAAGUGCAAGUCAAGUGUGCUCUUUGUGGUGGAACAUUUGCAAGGAUCCACUCAUGUGGCGCACUAUUGACAUGAGCGAAGACUCCAACCAUCCAAACUAUAAAUUUGAGAUGAUUUGUCGCAAUGCCAUUGAUCGAAGUUGCGGUCAUCUAGAAGAUAUUAGUAUUGGAAGAUUUGCCACUAAUGAUCUUCUCAAAUACAUAGCUGAUAGAACAAACCGCCUACGUUGCUUCCAGCUUCAAAAAUGCAUGGCUAUUUCAGACAAAGGAUUGAUUGAAGUUGCUAAGAAGCUUUCACAGUUAGAGGAGUUUGACAUUUCAUAUACCAACCUAACUAAGGAUUCUCUGAAAGCUAUUGGCCGAUGUUGCCCUAAUUUGAAAGCAUUAAAAUUUAAGCCAUACGGAGUUCUCUAUGAUGCGGAUGCGGAUGCGGAUGCGUUUGCUAUUGCAGAAACCAUGCCUAAGCUACGCCAUCUACAAUUUGUUCAAAACCGUUUCAGCAAUGAAGGCUUGGAUGCCAUUCUUGAUGGUUGUCCUCUUCUUGAAUAUCUUGACCUGGGAUUUUGUCAUAAUAAAACUUAUUUGACAUCCAAGAAAAUCAUAUCAAUGAGACCUGGCUUUCACUUUACUUCCAGGAUAAUGAUUACUGAUGGGUGCAUGAUUAUUGGUUUUACUGAGGUAAAUGAAGAGAAUAUUUCUCAAUUUAUCGAUGUAUAACUGGCAGAGAUUAUUGGAUGGGAAAUGAUUAUUUUGGUUGUA
Messenger RNA from Lotus japonicus, 885 nucleotides. RefSeq names its product putative F-box/LRR-repeat protein 23. The coding region runs from base 1 to 843 and encodes 280 amino acids. Lineage: Eukaryota; Viridiplantae; Streptophyta; Magnoliopsida; Fabales; Fabaceae. The record is from RefSeq and is a predicted model, not a curated record. The transcript is spliced from 2 exons. Gene Ontology annotation, molecular function: protein binding.